CCAGCCAAAGCCAGCAAUUUCUCUUCCCCCUGAAGCAUCCAAAGCAUCCCAUUCCCUUCCCACUCAUCCAUAUAAAACGCACCUCACCUUCCAUUUCGUUCUCUGCAUAUUCUCCAAAACGACACAAACCCACAGAGAGAGAGAGAGAGAGAGAGAGAGAGAGAGAUUUGAUGGGGUCGGGGAAGGCGACGAAGGCGAUAUGGCUAAAGAAGGUGAUGAGGAGGCCGUGGAGGUUGUCGUCGUUUCGCUUCAAGAGAUUGGAUCUCCAAACGACCAUCAUGGACACCGUCGUUUUCAAGAUACUCUCUGUCGUUGAAGCCGUGGUGCUCGUAUCUACCCUCUGCUUCUUCUUCCUCUGCUGUGGUUGCCACUUCUGAUUAGUAUCUCAGUUUUCUCAGUUCCGCCUCUUUCAUCUUCAUCAUCUUCUACUUCUUCUUUCCUUUUUAAUUUCAUUCAUUUAAUUUUUACAUAAACGCUUCUUCUGUUCCGACAGUGGGGCUGUUUUGUUUGUCAAUAAAAAAAGGGCUUCUGUUUGUAAUACUAUUAAUUAGUGAUGACACUUCUUUUUGUAUACUUAAUUAUUAUAAAUGAAAUAGCUUAAACAA
Messenger RNA from Prosopis cineraria, 605 nucleotides. RefSeq lists its product as uncharacterized. Lineage: Eukaryota; Viridiplantae; Streptophyta; Magnoliopsida; Fabales; Fabaceae. The record is from RefSeq and is a predicted model, not a curated record. The transcript has a single exon. The coding region runs from base 171 to 377 and encodes 68 amino acids.